AUGGGUGCCCAGGCAUUUGCUAUUCACCCACGCGUGGCCGAUGACAAAGGUGCCGACAACACGGCCUCGGAAGAAACACUCUGGCCACCCCCAAAAGCCACUCGGACAACCUCCAGACCCAGUGAUGAGAUCCAGCCAAGUGGUGGUGUAUCGUCUGACCCUGCCAUCGAGACUGAGAAGUCUGGCACUCGAUUGCCAAUGACCAUCAAAACAGAUUCAGGCAAAACAAUCACUAUUCCCAACAAUGAGGUUGUCACGAUCACGAAACAUACCCUCAUCAUCACCGACAAGCCUCCGCCAUUGAGCACCGAGACAAGUUCAACCAGCUUCAUAUCUCCAGACUCGAGUAGCGAAAGCUUUGCCCUUACGCCCUCACCUACACAGAGCAAUGCAACGGAUAGCUCUUUAGGAAACAAUGAUGGGCCGCCGCUUUCAACUGGGGGACUCGUUGGCAUCGGUGUCGCAGGCGCUGCCUUCAUAGCCGUGGUUAUUGCAUUAACCUUCAUGCUAAAGCGCCGUCACAAGAAAGCUGUUGAGAAUAACGACAAGGUCGAUUACAAUGCAGAGUAUGGCAGAGACGACCUCCUUGCGGAAAAGUACCUGCCCCAGCGUGGGUCGCUACAAACAACCGGAACACCAGGCAAUGAGGAUCCGUUCGCGCCAUUUGGAGGCCGUGUUGACAGGCCCGAGUCUGAUUAUCCAAUUGCACCGAACAGCAACACCUUCGAGAUGGACGGAACCAGCAUCGCCCCAUGCGAGCUUCCGGAUACAAGCCCAUCAGCUUGCAAGCGGGACCGCCCAGGUGACAGGCUUCCAAUAGACAUUGAAAGAGCAAAUGCCCCUGCAAGGGCGAUUGACCCAUCCGCGAACUUGAACCAGCUUGGACAAGAAGGGGGUAAACCAAGAUACAUCAACCACUGGAAUCAGUACAAAGCAAUGAGCGCAGAGUGA
Molecule: messenger RNA, 951 nt
Organism: Clonostachys rhizophaga
Lineage: Eukaryota; Fungi; Ascomycota; Sordariomycetes; Hypocreales; Bionectriaceae
Source: the annotation of a GenBank genome assembly